GGCUCUUUCUUCUCCCGGUUCAGGCAGGAUUACUUAUUAUUUAUUUAUUACAAAUCCGAGGGAUAUCUUUGCUAACACCCCCUCCACCGACCACAUGUUUCUCUUAUUUGCCUGAUAUGAAAGUUUCGCCUAGCAAUUUUAUACAGUGAAAGCGUGGUAAAGCAGAGGCACGGUAAAACACAUUAUAAACAUGGCAAAGCCGUUUCUUUUCUUUUUACGCUUCACCGUCCAGUGCUCGGUGACUGCAGUUUUCCCAUGCUUUUAUUACGAUCUCUCUUAUUAUGCUUUACCGUUCCUGUGUGGGUUUUACAGCGCUUUCUUACACUCUGCUGUGCUUUUACUGUUUCGAAACGUGUAGACUCGCCAGCAUUGCACAAUGCAGCUCGACCCGUCCCCUGGAUUAUUAGAGCAGCACCGAGGACGGUGUAGGGACCCAUGCAAUAAUUCCCAGUCACGAGUCGCGAUUCAGACCAAUUGCUGCAAGUUUACACUAACUGCUGCUGCCCUCUGCUACUGUAUAGGAGCGCUUUGUGAAACCAGACCCGGGGUUUCAGAACAUGACGAGCCUUCAGACCAUCAGUGAGAAGGAGCUGGGAGAGAUGAGCGCUCUGGUCCAGUCCAGGGUUCUGACCGAGGUGGUGUCUCAAGUCCAGACCCUGCUCAACAAACUGGGCACUGCCAGCCUGGAUAUCGCAGUGACGGGCGAGUCCGGCGCGGGCAAAUCCACCUUUAUCAACGCCUUCCGCGGGCUGGGAGACGAAGACAAAGGCUCUGCCAAGACGGGGGUGAUCGAAACCACCCGGAAGGUAGCCUUUUACCAGCACCCCAGCCUCCCCACGAUCCGCCUCUGGGACCUUCCGGGUAUCGGAACCCCAGACUUCCGACCGGAGAGCUACCUGGAAGACGUGAACCUGGAGCGCUACGACUUCUUCAUUAUCGUGGCGUCGGAGCGUUUUAAAGAGAACCACGCACUGCUGGCCAGGAGCAUAGAAUCCAUGGGGAAGAAAUUCUACUUCGUCCGCAGUAAAUUGGACUCGGACCUGGCUUCCUCGCAGAGACAGCGACCCAGCACCUUCACCGAGGCAGGCGUCCUGGACAGGAUCAGGGGUGACUGCGUGCAGUCGCUGGAGAGAAUGGGGGCACGCCACGCCAGCGUGUUUCUCAUCUCCAGUUUCGAGCCCCACAAGUAUGAUUUCACCCGCCUGCGGGAUACUCUGGAGAGAGAGCUGGAGGGGAACAAGAGGCACGUGUUCCUGCUGGCCCUGCCCAACCUCUCCUGCGCCUACGUGGAGAAGAAGAAGCAGGCGCUGUCCAGCACCGUGUGGAAGACCGCGCUGUCUGCCUGCCUGGCCGCCGUGGUGCCGGGAGCCGCACUCCACUGCAACAUGGACAUGCUGAUGCAGACGCUGCGCUCCUUCCAGCAGCACUUCGGGUUGGACACGGAGUCUCUGCGUCGGCUGGCCAACAGAACGGAGAAGCCGUACGAGGCGCUGAGAGCGGCGAUGCGGUCCAGCCUGGCGGAGGAUCUCUCCGAGCAGCGGGUGGUGGAGCUCCUGAGGCAGGCGGCUCUGGGGCAGCAGGUCCUGACCAGGGUGCUGGAGAGCAGGGUGCCCGUCCUGGGCAACAUCGCCAACGGCGGGGUCUCCUUCGCGGCCACUCACUACAUCCUGAGCACCGCGCUCAACGAGCUGGCGGACGACGCCAAGAGAGUGAUCGGGACGGCGCUGGAGGAAGGAAAGGGUGAAACAGACCCCGAGUUCCAGAUCCCGGACCCGGGCUUCUCUGCCUAUGACUGAGCGCUUCUACCUUCCACUCGCCAUCACACACCCCAGGCUUCCAAGCUGCAAGCGCCUUCCAACAGCGAAGCACACGGAAGCAGGGGUGCAUGUGUGCAGAACCAUACACAGAACACAUACAAGAAAAUAACAGAAAUAAUACAGCAAACCGUUUUCCUGUUCCAUGAAUUGAAUGACUGAACUCUGUAACGAUAUCUACUUAGCGUGGAGGUGGAAUUGAUAUUUUCCGAAUAUUUGUGUAUGAAGUAGGAUUGUAGGUCAGUCAAGGGUUAAUGCAUAUGCCUCUGUGUGAUCAGUUGCAAUGGACACUGUGCUAAAGUAUUGUGUGCUUGGCUGUUGCUUGCAGGCCCAGGCUUAUGACAAGACAGCAAAAGGAUAAACCACAGGUGGACAUGCUCACUUGCACGUUGUGUAGUUAACCAGAACUGGAGAGGGAACAAGGCUCAACCACAGAUGUACGUGGACACCUGCACAUUGUGUUAAAUUGUUCAGGGUCUAUGUGACAUAAGUGACUGUAUAAAUAUUGUGCUGUUGUAUUAUUAAGACAGACUUGUGUUUUUGAAUGCUUUUGCUGGCUUCCUUUGCCCAUAGUAUUAAAAGUCUUUGCAAGACCACU
Molecule: messenger RNA, 2412 nt
Organism: Polyodon spathula (Mississippi paddlefish)
Lineage: Eukaryota; Metazoa; Chordata; Actinopteri; Acipenseriformes; Polyodontidae
Product: interferon-inducible GTPase 5-like
Exons: 3
Coding region: 558-1796 (412 amino acids)
Cellular component (GO): membrane
Molecular function (GO): GTPase activity; GTP binding
Source: RefSeq, a predicted model, not a curated record